Molecule: messenger RNA, 2768 nt
Organism: Coffea eugenioides
Lineage: Eukaryota; Viridiplantae; Streptophyta; Magnoliopsida; Gentianales; Rubiaceae
Exons: 2
Coding region: 302-2083 (593 amino acids)
Source: RefSeq, a predicted model, not a curated record
UUGGGUGCGUUUGACAGGAGAGAAGUCGUUCAGCUUGUGCCUCCUUUAUAUAUAUAUACACACACACACACACGCUAUUUUCUUGGGUAAAUGAAGAGCCGGAGAUAAAAGUUUAGACCUGGACCUCACUUCGUCAUUUCGCAUAGGGUUUCUGAUGAGUCAUCAGAUCUUACUUUGUCUUGUUCAUGAAUGCUCAGAAAUCUUGAUGACUUGAGCAAGAUCUAAGUGAACUUGUUUCUGAUCUGGGUUUCAUUUGAUUCCUCUGUUUUCACGGAAUCUUGAGCUUUUUUGUUGUUCAGUGAUGGAAGAAGUUCAAGAACAGAAGUUUGUAUGCAAGUUUUGCAACAAGUGUUGCUUCAGCGGUAAGUCAUUAGGUGGUCAUAUGAGGCGUCACCUAGCUUUGAUUGCUGCUGCAAAAAAGGAGAAAGUGAAAGCCGACAUCAACGUGGGUUUUGGAGGAGGUUAUGAUCAUGAUGACCAUCAUGAUCAUGGUGAUUUCGGGCUCGAAGAGAAUGCAACAAAUUCUUGCAGAUUUUCAGCAGAGCAAUCCAGCAGUAGUUUGAUUCCAGAAAAGGUCGACAAUCACAGCAGCAGCAUGAAUCUUGAAAACGAUGAUCAUGAUCAAGAUCAAGAUAACUAUGGCCUAAGAGAAAACCCUAAGAAAUCUUGGAAGAUUUCUGAUUUAAGGGCCUGUGGUUCUCCAAGAAAAGGAAAUAUUUGCAAAGAAUGUGGGAAAAGGUUUCCCUCAUCAAGGGCUCUGGCAGGUCAUAUGAGGACUCACUCUGGGAAAUUCAAGGGUCGACAUCCUUGCAAGAAAUGCGGCAAAGCUUUUGAUUCAAUGAGAGCAAUGUAUGGGCAUAUGAAAAGCCAUCCUAAAAGAUCAAGGGUCUCCUCUGAAUCUGCAGACGGCAUAUCAGAUUUUGACAUUGUGUAUCCAAGGAAGAAGAGAUCAGUGAUGAGGUACAAAUCUACUCACAGUUUCUCCUAUUCUACUGCAAAUGCAUCGUCUUCUCUUAAUGAGAAUGAUGAAGUAGAAGAUGCUGCUAUCUGCCUGAUUAUGCUUUCGAGGGGUGUGAGCAAUUGGGAUGGAGUUGAUUGCCCUCUUGUGUAUACUGAUAAUGCUACCUCUGCAUAUUUUGAAGCCAAGUCAGUUUCUCUUCCAGAGGAAAGCACUAAAGUUGAUGCAGAAGAUGUUGUAGGUAAUCCAGAUGAGGUUGAAAUGCCAGAGAAGCCAAUAGAAGAGCUAUAUUCUUGUUUUUUUGGGUCGGCUAACUCUUUGUCUAACCAGAAUGUAUCUCAAUUUAACGAAUUGAGCUCUGAAUUUGCCAGUGGCAAUGAGAAGAAAGCUGAAUUGGAAUUUCGUGUUUAUGAGCCUCUCUGCAGAGGUGAACCCAAUGAGUCUAGGCUGCUUGAUGUAUCUGGUGUUGAGUUGGAUGGCUCUGAUUCUGCUGGAGUAGUUGAACCCUUGAAGGAUCAAAGUAAGGCAGUUGGAAUGGAUCAAGAAGAUAUACAAUUGAUGGAUCCUAAUCCAUGUAAGAAAGUAGAGUUCAAUGCUCAUGCUCCAGAGUUAGAGAUAUGUUCUUCCGACAGAGCAGAUACUGCUGAUGAAAUCUUCAAGAUUUCAGAAAAGAAACGAGAGUACAGAUGCAGGGCCUGCAACAUGAGCUUUAGCUCGCAUCGAGCUCUGGGAGGUCACAGCAAUAAACAUAAAAUAAAUGGUCAUUGCUCUGCUUCGGGCACAGAGUCCAGCCAUCUGACUGAUAUUGAGUGCAAUGGCACUUCGGCUGAGGCUGGUAGUGAUGGAGUGGCCAUGGCAGAUUUGCAGUUGACUAAAACCAAGGACCAUGAGUGUCCUAUAUGCUUCAAGGUUUUCUCCACAGGCCAAGCUCUAGGUGGUCACAAGAGGGCACAUUAUGCUGGUUUUAGUGAGAGCAGAAUUAAGGAGAUGACAGCUGCAAAUCAGGAGCUUCGUGAUAUUCAGAAUGUCUUUGAUCUGAAUCUCCCAGUAAUCACUCAUCCAGGGGCCAGAGAUGAUGGUAUUAGCCUCAAGGCAUGGUAUGAGCCCCUGGUGAUUUCCAAUUGAGAAACUACUUGAUCCUCAUUUUCCCCGAGGUCAUACACAGUGAAGACUCAUUUUACUCUUAUUUGACAUUGAUAUUCGUCCCUUGAAAUAUUGUGGCUGACAGUUUAUAAAACGGAAGAGAAGAUUCAGGCUGAUUUUGCUGGUAGAUUCAGAAAUGUUGAUAGUUUCAGUAGCGUUGACAUUUUUCUCCAUAUUGAUUUCUUCUUGUCUUCAGUUAACCAGCAGAAAGUCUGAAUUGUUAAUACAUCAAAGCUCAUAUUUUGUUCAUCUAUUCAUCAAUUGAACGAUUUUAUGGACCUUACUUGUGGAUUGUCACUGAAUGGUUUUUCUUUUUGUUUUCCCGUCCUACUUUUGUGCCUCAUUUUCCCAAGGCAACAAAGAUGGGUGGGCAAUAGUCUCUUGAUUAUGCUGUUUUUCUUUGCAAGUUAUUUGCCUUGUAUCUGUUGAGCAUUGUUGAAGGCCUGCUGCUAUUGACGUUUUGUCAAUGACUGGAGGUUGAGGGGCUACAUGUAGUUCAGUGACCGUGCAUUUUGUUCAACGGAUGGCUAAGAGGUCAUUAAUCUGUUCCAGUUAGUUGGAAGAAAGCACGCUUGAUGUUUCUCUAAGCAAUAUUAAAAUCCAGAAAAGAUGGCGUCUGAGAUUAAGGUGGUUGUUUAGUCACCUACCAUGUACAUCAGAACGACUA